GUUUGUGUGUUCUGUCGGGUGAUCUGUGUUGACACAACAUCAAAAGACAUUUUGAAUCCAUAAAUAUGCUGUGUGAGCGUGUGUGUCUGUCUGAUGACAGCAAGUGUUGGGCGCUCGUCUCCUGUGUGGCGAAAUCUGCCUGGCAACCCACGAGGAAAAUCACACAGAUGAGGUCAUUAACUCUGGCUCCUUUUAACAAAUAUAAUUAGACUGUACUUUCCCUCAAAACCCUUUCCCUUUAAUAUUUCACCUUGUAAAACAUAAAACAUUAAUAUAUUGAUGUAAACAGCACGUAUCGUUGGACAGUCAUCCGUAUGGGUGUAUUGGAUUUCAGUUCAAGACAUGACGCUGCAUGGCCACAUAUUUGUGUCCUGCUUUUAGAAAACAAGUAUUUCUACAAUCAUUAAUGUAUUUACUACUCCACUACUCCUUUUGGUCUAAUAUUCAGGGCACGUGUAAAAUGACGAUGGCGAUCUUCAAAACAGAAAAUACAUAGUGAUUCAUUAUGUGGGGACACAGAACAGAAUGACAGUGCAACUGCUGCUGAGGCGGAGGGAGGAGGUUCAGAGCUAGUGGCAUCAGUCUCUUGAGAUCUGCAAUAGGAGGGACUGUGACGUCACAUGUUCUGUCAGGUGGCAUUCCAGCAGGAGGGGGGCUGCACCCCAAAUUCCUGUGUUUCUUUAGAGUAAAGCAUGCAAGGAGUAAACUGCAGCCGCCUCCUUCAGCAUCUGUAAAUCAGCGGCAGCAGCGCUAGGAAUAACUGCAGAGGGGAGGCUCCGUCUGCGCCCGCUUUUGUUGUCUCUCUGACGGGCCCCGCGAACCAGCGAGGAGGCAGAGACAGGAGGAGGAGGAGGAUGAUGUCCUCUCCGCAGCUCGCCUCGUCCCGCCGACAGUCGUGUUACCUCUGCGACCUACCCCGGAUGCCCUGGGCCAUGAUCUGGGACUUCACCGAGCCCGUGUGUCGCGGCUGCGUCAACUACGAAGGAGCGGACCGGAUCGAGUUCGUCAUCGAGUCCACGCGCCACUUGAAGAGCGCGCACGGCUUCCAGGAGAGCCGUAGCCCUCCCGCGCACAAGAGCCAGGCGCCGGGGAAGGAGCCGGCCGCUCACCUCAACCACGGCGAUGGGAUGGUGAAAGCUCACCAGCCUUGUUUGGACCGGUACUCGCUUGGGAGUGAUGGACGCGCGCGCUACGACUACAGCGCGCAGAGCAGCAGCAGCAGCAGGAUGAGCAACGGAGUGGCAGCCGCCAACGGAUACAAGCCCGAGGAGGGACCGCCCGAGCUCAACCGCCAGAGCCCAAACUGUAGAAUCAGAAGUCACACGGGACUUGUGUCGGCACCGGUCCCGCCGAACCUGCAGCCACAGUCACCUGCCGCGCUCGCGAGCCGAGUCGGAGCGCCUCUCUCCGAACCGGCGGUGAAGCGACCCGCCUCUGUGUCCAGCACCGACCAAGAGAGGGAGCUGAAAGAAAAGCACCGAAACGCGGAGGCACUGGCCGAGCUGAGCGAGAGUCUUCGGAACCGACAGGAGGAGUGGGCCAGUAAGCCCAAGAUCGUGCGGGACACGCUGGUCACCCUGUCGGGCUGCACCCCGUUCGACGUGCGUUUCAAAAAGGACCACGGCUUGGUGGGAAGAGUGUUCGCGUUCGACGCCGUGUCCAAGCCCGGAAUGGACUACGAGUUGAAGAUUUUCAUCGAAUAUCCGUGCGGCUCCGGGAGCGUCUUCUCCAGCGCCUCGGGGGUCGCCAAGCAGAUGUAUCAGGACUGCAUGAAGGACUUCGGUCGGGGUCUGUCUUCCGGUUUUAAGUAUCUUGAGUAUGAGAGGAAACAUGGCUCCGGCGACUGGCGGUUGUUGGGAGACUUGCUUCCAGAAUCCUUGCGAUUUUUCAAAGACUGUGUUGGCGGGGACAUCCUCCCCCAGCCCCACAUGGACGGCAGCUUCCCCAUGCUGCCCACCUCCCUGCUGGUCCCUGGUCGAGCCUCGGCUUCAGGCAGCAGCUCCCGACCCACGGCUAGGAAGAGGAAAGCCUCUCCAGAGCCUGAUUCUGUGGAUGGAGGUCUGAAGCUGACAGAGGAGCAGCAGAGGCAGCAGUGGAUCAACAGUCAGACCGAAGCCUUAAAACUCUCCAUGUCUGCCAACGCCUUCAACGGGCCACCCACGCCUCACGGCCCAGGCCAUGGUGGACGGUCCACGCCGCCUGAGUCUCCAGCGCCCCGUCAGAAUGGCACCUCACCGAUGGCCGCUCUCAUGACAGUCGCUGACACGCUUUCGAACGCACAGUCUCCCAACAAGGACAGAGACUCUGUUCACUCCACCACCACGUCCUCCAGACACAGCAGCAGCAGCCCAGUGUCCCCCUCCUCCAUGUCUGGCCAGAGGCGCCUGCCCUCUCGCAGUGGAGACCAGGGUCAGUCUGCCUCAGAACAGGACCAAGGACCUUCACAGAGUGUGCCUGACUCUCCUGUGACCAACAGCGGACCGUUGUGCUGCACCAUCUGCCACGAACGUCUGGAGGACACCCAUUUUGUCCAAUGUCCCUCAGCCCCGAAUCACAAGUUCUGUUUCCCCUGCUCCAGAGAGAGCAUUAAGGCUCAAGGAGCUUCGGGCGAGGUGUACUGUCCCAGCGGGGACAAGUGUCCGCUGGUGGGCUCCAAUGUGCCCUGGGCCUUCAUGCAGGGGGAGAUUGCCACCAUCCUAGCUGGAGAUGUGAAGGUGAAGAAGGAACGAGACCCCUGAACCGUCUUGAGGAUGACGAGCUGUUGAAGCUUGUACUCUAAAUCUGUCAGCGAGUGAAAUGUAAAAAUUUAGAAUCAAUGUUAUGACGAAAAAAAAAAAAGAUUUUGACUUUGUGAGCCAGAAAGCACCAAAUUCCAGCUUUUCAAAAACAAGCAAACAAAACAAUAAAAACAUUUUACAGGUCUUUAUAACAACCUCUUCAUAUCACUUCUAAUAUUCCUCUUUUGUAUGUUAUUCACGGUUGACAAAGAAAUGAUCAAGCUUAUAUUCAAAGGUUGUCUUAAAAAUGUUUACAAAUUGUGUUUAUUAUAUAAGCCUUGUUGAGCUGCCGGUGCUCAAUUUUAUUUCGGUAAUCCAAGUUAUCUUUAAUGAUCAAUUUUCAACAUAAGCAAAAGUCAGAUUCUUACCUGAAGCCGCGUGAAUAUUUCUGUUUUGCAUAGCCAUAUUUGACUUAAAAAAAACUUCAGAAUCCAUUUUUUUUUUUUUAUCAUUAAACAUUUAAAAAAACAUUAACAGCAGCAAUUAAGUACAGCAAUUGAAAUGGCUCUCACAGGUUCUUCGACUAACAAAACUAAAGUUCAUAUUGUUUUUUUGUGGCACAAAGUUAAUAAUUAAUUGGCUGUAUGUGUGAAAUGAAUGGGACGUAUCAGAAGUGUAGAUAACUCGCUCCCUUUCAUGUCAUCUCUCUCACACGCUGGCAGAGUUAAUGAAUGUUUAAAUAUUCUCAUGUGGAUGUUUCCCUGUAACAGUUGAAGUGUACGUGUUGUCAUGACGACAAGAAAGAGAUUUUUUUUUUCCUGUGGUAGUCAGACAGCUUCCAAUAUUUGUCCGUGUCAGCAUACAAUUGUAAUCCCAUUCAAUUUGUCGUUUUAUUUUAUAUUUGUAAAGUCUUUACAUUUGAAUAUGAUUUAAAAAAUAUAUAAAACUCUGUUUUUAAAGGCUGUCACUGCAAUAAUUCUUAUUUUGUAUAUGAUGAUUUGGUGACGAUCAGGAGAACUUUUUUAAUUUAACAUUUGAUCUUGUGCCUUGAGUCUAAUAAAUCUCAUUGGUAUUGGCUUUUUAUGUGGAGUUAAUUCAGUUAUUUCAAUCAUCAAUGCUAUAUUUCAAUCAUCUUCAAAAUGUUCAUUAUUAUUAUUCUUAACGUAGUUUGCACAUCGACUCAUCUGUCAGGUUUUCAUUUUUUUCCUUCUUUCAAUCUAGUCAAAAAUGCUAUUUGAC
Messenger RNA from Synchiropus splendidus (mandarinfish), 3956 nucleotides. It is a transcript of the gene irf2bpl, whose product is annotated as interferon regulatory factor 2 binding protein-like. The coding region runs from base 855 to 2738 and encodes 627 amino acids. The record is from RefSeq and is a predicted model, not a curated record. NCBI's taxonomy places the organism in Eukaryota, Metazoa, Chordata, Actinopteri, Syngnathiformes, Callionymidae. The transcript has a single exon. Gene Ontology annotation, cellular component: nucleus. Gene Ontology annotation, molecular function: transcription corepressor activity. Gene Ontology annotation, biological process: regulation of transcription by RNA polymerase II.